Esox lucius (northern pike) is the source of this 1438-nucleotide messenger RNA. Its product is annotated as glutamic acid-rich protein. NCBI's taxonomy places the organism in Eukaryota, Metazoa, Chordata, Actinopteri, Esociformes, Esocidae. The transcript is spliced from 13 exons. The coding region runs from base 77 to 538 and encodes 153 amino acids. The record is from RefSeq and is a predicted model, not a curated record.
CUAGUGACCCACAGAAUCACAAUACCCAGUUUGGUCUGACCCUACAGCACCUUCUAUAACCAACCACUGAGCCGAGAUGAGAGCGGAAGUGCCCAUAUUCCUCUUUUUGGCCGCGGCAGGACUCCAUACUGCUCUCACUGCAUCCCUGGAAACGGCAGAUAAGGAGGACACGUUGGGUGAAGACGGUAAGAAAGUUGGGUUGGAACAGCUAAGUGACCUGCAAAAGAGAGAUCAGGAGGAGUUCGAAGCAGCUCAAAUAAGUGAUGAUGCACAAAGUGAGGAUGUCCGGUACUUGGGGGCAGUUCAAGAUGAAAAUACUGAAAAGGACACUGCCAGUCAGGAGGAGGACGUAGCAGACAGAGAGACAGACCGAAACCUUGAGGCCGACCAAGAUGAAUCUGAGUCUGAUGAGGAUGUAGAUGGACUGAGGAACAAGCGAGAACACCUUGAAGCCAAUGUGGACGAAGCAGAUGAAAUGAGCAAUUUAGAUGAGGUUGUUGAGUACUUAGCCAGAGAAGAAGAUGAGGUUGUAGAGUGAGCUUGCAGGGGGGAGGCAUCAUGUGAGGAGGCGGAGCUUGCAGACCUACCGGCACCUUCUAUUACACAACUAGAAGUACUCUGUGCAGCGGAACAGCUUCCUGUAAAUAAACAGUAACAUCUUAACACUCCAUUAACUGCUGUUACUCCAUUCCUAUGAAAUAUGUCCAAAAUGUAUUUGAACUGUCAUGCUGAAAGAAAAACUACUCCUCUGAAAAACACCUUUACCUUGAAUGAAUGCACCUGCGUAUAUUUCAUCCAGUACAGGACCUAAGAAAAAACACCACCAAGGGCAUCUCCCCAGCCCCAGAUCUAUUAUUUAGUGGUGUUUGUUGUCAGUAUGAAUACUGUGGCAUCAGAACCAUCUACAACCUGUCCACUCAUCUUAGAUCAUACUGCAAGCACGCUAGUAGCAUCCAUGACUUGAAAUGUUUUACAGCGUUUUCUAAGAUGGAGUGGUUAUGUAGAAGAAACUAAAUUGAGAAACAUCAAUGGACAAAGCUAGUUUUGUAAGUAUUGCAAAAGUGCAUCACUGUUAAUGACAGGUUGCAAAACAGACACAUUUGAAAGACAUGAGACUGAGUCGCUUCCAAAUAAUGCCACAAAGGUCAACCAAAUACUUCAUGAGUGACUUUGACAUAACAUUUUUUAAACGUAUAUCCAAAAAAUACUGUUUUGCUUGAGGUGAGAACGCUACCAUAGAUUAUCAUUUUGUGUGGUAACUAAGUAAAAUUCAAGUCCUUUUUUUGUGUUGUACACUAUGGAUAAAUACACGUUUGAUAGAUUAAGGGGUUACAAAUUUCAUAAAUGUACCUUUCCAUCAGUUCAAGGUUUCCAUUAAUUUUAAAGAAUUUCAGUUCCGACCACACCUUCUCAAUAAAUUAAACCAAAGGUUUUUUUA